This is a messenger RNA of Aureobasidium namibiae CBS 147.97, 1257 nucleotides long. RefSeq lists its product as uncharacterized. The coding region runs from base 1 to 1257 and encodes 418 amino acids. The record is from RefSeq and is a predicted model, not a curated record. The transcript has a single exon. NCBI's taxonomy places the organism in Eukaryota, Fungi, Ascomycota, Dothideomycetes, Dothideales, Saccotheciaceae.
AUGCCUAACAAACUCUUCGGGUUUCCACCACUAGAUUUCUCUAGUGGUAAGAGCGACCACCUCGGAGCCAUUCGGGCUUUGAUGCCAGGUCCUCUUCCCUCUCCCAUCGGAUACGAGCGGUCUAGCGAUGGGACCAGAUGUCCAGGACAGAGCUCCGCUCCAGGUAACGCCUUAGGACCUGCUUCUUCACAGGAUGUGCCAGAUAGCCCGGAUACCAAUGGGCUUGUGGACUCGGGCGUACAGCUACCCUCUCCCACAGACGAUAAAGACGAGAUCCAGAAUUUACGUGACAGCGAGCCUCUCCUACCCUUGGUCCAACAAAGAGAGCUCUUCAUCAUCUACCUACCAUCAAUGACCAACGAAGAACUCGAGCAAUUCUGGAAACCCAUAGAUAACAGCGGCAACAUGCCUUUCUUCAGAGGCGGUCCCACUGUUCCGAUUGAGAUCAGCAGACGACUCUACGAUCUAGGCGUCCACCAUCCCGGUCAACUUUUCGAUCCGUAUGCCUGUGCUGCUUUGCGACUGGCUUUGAAUACUUAUAUCUCGUUUGCCUAUCAUCCGAUGGGUCGGGUCGCAUGGUGUGUCAGACAACGACUGCUGCAAGAACAAUUUUGGAGAGACGAGCAACGGCGCAGAGACGAAGAGCGACUGAGACAAGAGGAAGAAGAAGAACAGUGGAGGGAACAACAAAGACUCCGACGAGAGGUGGAGGAACGAAGAAGAGAUGAGCACUUUAGAAGACUGAGAAGAGAAGAAGAUUUGCGCAGGCAGAGAGAAGAAGAUGACAUGGAGAUAAUCACUGCGGAACACGAGCAGAGGAUGAGAAGACCAGACCUACUGACCGAUAGAUACAAACGUCCAGAGACCGAAGAUGCGAGAGAACAUUGCAUGCGCCAAUACAUGGAAAUGCGGUCAAAGCGUGCGAUCCACAGGUGCACGAAUGUACCCUGCUUCGAAGAAGCCUGUACGAUUGAUCUGCCGGCAUCUACAGGAUGCCGCUAUGCUGAUACAUUCCACUCGGAUCCAAAUACAAACCCUUGUAUCUGGGGUUGGGGUUUGAUGCUGAGGAAGGUCAAGCAAGAAAUUGAUUUAACGGUGGCGAGAACGGCAGAUCUUGACGACAUAGCGGAAUGGUAUCGUGACCAACGCAGGAAUCAUCAGAGGUUCCACGGUCCGGUAUUGGUCACAGAUCCACCAAAUGCUCCUGAUAGGAACAAAUGCCAUUGGGUCGUCGCACCGCCAGCGCAGAACAGAUAG